UGCCGAAGCCUCUUUAGAGGGCCGCAGCAACCGGGCGAGGGCUACGAGGAGUCCGGAAGAUAGAUCAAGAUAGAUGACGAUUAGACAUGGAGGAUGCAUGACGAGGCGUCCAAUCGGUUAUGCCGGUCUCAUGUUGAUCUAGCCAUUCCAAUUAGGAACAUAUUGUGCACCCGGUAUUCCGUCGGCUUUACUGAAAAUUGGGAGUUUAGAUAACGCCAAUGCCACUGACCGUACCUGGCUAGCCGAUAAGUGUCGGCCAAAGUCCACAAACGUCGCUCGAUAUAAGGUAUCUGUUACGUCGUCGCGGGUUCUUUCGACCCGUUCAAAUUCCCAUGCGCUCAUGAUUUUUCGCGGUAAAUAAUUUCGAGAAGAUGGAUAAGCUAAGAUAUAUUCGGCCGCCGGAGAUGUUGCUGCGAAUAUACUCGCUAUGCAUCCUGGCACUGGACCUCGUGACACUUUUCAUCGGAGUGAGCUGCACGAUCCUGACAGCCGUCUACAGGAUGUUUAGACCGCCACCGUUGAAGAAUCUCAACUAUGAAGUAGCCAUGGUUGUGGGUGCUGGCCGUGGGAUAGGCAAGGAACUAGCUCUACAACUAUGCCAAUUUGGUGUCUCGGUCGCUUGUGUGGACAUUAACAUGGAAACCUGCGCUGCCACAGUGCAACGUGCCCAGCAACAACAUGGAGUUUGCAGGAACUACCAGUGCGACGUGAGAAAUAAGGAUGCGGUUACUCGAACUGUGAAUCUUAUUAAGAAUGAAUUGGGAGACAUUACCAUGCUUUUUCAUUGUUGCGGCUUGCCUAGCCCACGUGCAUUAAUACAAGAAUCGUCAGAAGUAAGAGACACCAUGGAAGUGUCGGUCAUCAGUCACUUUUGGUUGUUGGAUUCAGUUUUACCAAAUAUGCGACGCAUUGGUAAAGGUCACAUCACAAUUCUGUCUUCCGUCGCCGGUCUGUCCAAUGGAUCGAGUGGCCGUGGAACCAGAGUUCCCUUGUCUACCGCGCAAUUUGCGGUCCAGGGAUUGGCAGAGUCCUUGCACAUGGAAUUAAGACAUGCAAAUAGCAACAUCAAUGUUUCAUUGGUUCACGUUUAUCCAUUUAUUGUUGCGACAGAAAUUGCGAAAGAUAUACGUUUUAGAAUACCGAGUUACUUUGGUACAAUGCCUGCCGCAGAAGCUGCUAGACAAAUUUUAGAUGGUGUUCGUCGAAACUAUACAGAAUUCAGCGUGCCGGGAUAUUUGCUCUAUCUCGGGCAUGUACUCAGGAUUCUUCCGAAAAAGGCAUCUUUUAUGUUGCGCGAUUUGUUAGACACUGGAGUUGAUUUUGCGUGAUGUUACAUAUAAACGUAUAUUAAUUAUAUCUUAUAUAUGUAUCUUAUAUUAUCCACCGUGUGUCAAAGUUGCAUUUGUUCUUACUGCAUAAUUUCUCAGUAAGGCGUAUUUUCUACUUUUUUUAAAAUAUCCAAAUAUAAUUUUGUAUAUCUUACUUUUUAAGAAAAAGAAUGCAACAAAUGUGAGAAUUUAUGUAACAAAAAAUAUUUUAUUUUUUUACACAUUUGCAAAUUAUAUGUCCAUCUU
Molecule: messenger RNA, 1574 nt
Organism: Solenopsis invicta (red fire ant)
Lineage: Eukaryota; Metazoa; Arthropoda; Insecta; Hymenoptera; Formicidae
Product: 17-beta-hydroxysteroid dehydrogenase 13
Exons: 7
Coding region: 372-1328 (318 amino acids)
Cellular component (GO): lipid droplet
Molecular function (GO): oxidoreductase activity, acting on the CH-OH group of donors, NAD or NADP as acceptor
Source: RefSeq, a predicted model, not a curated record